AAAAACCGUUCAGACGACAACGUUUUGGAGCAGGGCAACAUGAGGGAAUGAAAAACCCUUCUCUGAAAUUUGAAUCGUGAAGCAGAGAGCGUGAAGGUGAAGAGCGACAAAGCAAAUCACUGAAGAGGCUAUUGCUGCUUCUGAAAUCUGUUAUUCGAAUUAGGAUCAUAUGGCUUUGCGAGGGGUUUGGCAACUUCAGAAGCUCAUUGUCAGUUAUUGUGACUGGGGUGGAAGUAGCAGAGGUAUAAGGGCAUUUAUGGAGUCGCAUUUGCCAAUGUUUAAGGAGAAGAAUCCUCAAUUAGAGUUGGUUACUGAGCUCAUUCGUGGUCAGCAUCCACAUUUGAAGGGUUUUUAUAAGAACACAAACCAGCGAGUGGUAUGUGUGAAGAAUAUGGAUCCAGAAGAAAUACUUUUGCAUGCAACCAGGCUAAGGAAUGCAUUGGGACGGAAGGUAGUGAAAUUGAGGACAAGACAUGUUACUAAACACCCUAGUGUGCAAGGUACUUGGACAACUGCUGUGAAAUACUAACAUGAAAGAACCAGGUGUACGAGAAAGUUUUCUAUGAUGUAUUUCAAAGGAUUUUCCUUCUCUUCUGGUAUUUAAUGAAUUUGUGAACUAGUGAGUUUAAGUUCUCAUCUUGUCCGGCAGAAUUUUUAUUUUCUAGGAUAAACGUGAUAUUGGUUCCAUUCAAAGCUCUGUUAUGUUUUAGCGGAGGGAGUGUGCAAUUGUCAAAGGAAGAAAUAUUUACUAC
This is a messenger RNA of Abrus precatorius (Indian licorice), 752 nucleotides long. Its product is annotated as 54S ribosomal protein L51, mitochondrial-like. The transcript has 4 exons. Gene Ontology annotation, molecular function: structural constituent of ribosome. Lineage: Eukaryota; Viridiplantae; Streptophyta; Magnoliopsida; Fabales; Fabaceae. The coding region runs from base 170 to 529 and encodes 119 amino acids. Gene Ontology annotation, cellular component: mitochondrial large ribosomal subunit. Gene Ontology annotation, biological process: mitochondrial translation. The record is from RefSeq and is a predicted model, not a curated record.